ACCAACAUGUCCAUGCUAGCCUAUCCCAGGUGAAUGUGUGACCGCUGUCAUGGAAAUUUGUCAUUCGUGUCUUUAAAUAGUUUGUACCGUUGUAAAUGUAUAACAGCACUAAAAAAGAGGAUUUGAGGGCGUUUUAAAUGCAACCAUGGCUCGUGUUGUGAAAGUGUUUCGGACUCUGCGGAAUCACUGGAAAAAGUCCACAUUUGCUGUGUGCGUCCUGUCUUACGGGGGAUACUGGCUGUAUGGCAAACACUGUGACAGUGUUCUGCGUCGAGAGGCUUGUCUAUUGGCCAGGGAAUUUGGACGUCAGCAGAUUGCGCCAGGGGAGCAGCUGAGAAAAGCAACAGUGAUUUUGAACCCUUCAGCUUGCAGUGGAAAAGCCAAUAACCUAUUUGAAAAGAAUGCUGCCCCUAUUUUACACCUGGCUGGCGUGGAGAUUCAGAUUGUCAAGACGGACUAUGAAGGCCAGGCAAAGAAACUGAUGGAGUUUAUGGAACAAACAGACAUGUUAAUUGUGGCUGGAGGGGACGGCACGUUACAGGAAGUCGUCACAGGUUUACUGCGAAGGCCAGAUCAAGACACUUUCAGUAAAACACCAAUUGGAUUCAUUCCUCUUGGAUCUAGCAAUUCUUUAAGUCCGAGUCUUCAUCUCCUCAGUGACAACAAGGUCAAGGACAUUACAUCAGCAACAUUGUCCAUCCUGCAGGGAGAGACUGUACCUCUGGAUGUGCUGCAAAUCAAAGGAGAAAAAGAGCCAGUCUUUGCUCUGAUGGGACUGCGUUGGGGGGCUUUCAGAGACGUGGCUGCAACAAUCAGCAAAUAUUGGUACCUUGGUCCACUGAAAACAAAAGCAGCACACUGGUUUAGCACUCUAAGGGAGUGGCCUCUGGUCCGUGAAGUCUCGAUAUCCUACUUGGCUCCCACCCUCCGGCCCCCUGACCUGCUGCCUCAGAAGCCUCCCAGACCUAACUUGGUCCACCGCAUCAUCCGCAGACUGAAGAAUUACUGGCACCCUCCAGUAGAAGAACCUCCAAAAGCAGAGGAGCCAGAGAAGUGGGUAGAGCAGCAGCUGUCGACGUUAGAGCUCUUCAUUCAAACACACAACAAAAACCCUGUAGAGAGGCGUGUCAAUGACUCCCUGGUGCUCUGUGCGGAGCCUGACGACUUCAAUGUGGGCGAGUUCAUCGAUGUCGGAACGAAAAAGCAAGAGGAUCCGAGUGUAUUCACCAAAAACUCCACUAAACUGGAAGCCAGCGCUUGUCGACUGCAGCUGCCAGAGGGCACCUCCGGCUUCUACAACAUCGACAACGAGGAGUACGAGGCCAUGCCUGUGGAGGUGAGGCUGUUGCCACGGAAACUACGCUUCUUCAUCAGUGCAGAGCGCAAGGAGCAGCUCCUCUCACAGCUUCAGUGAUGAGAAGAUACAAACCAGACAGAUGACAAAUGCAGCAGGACACAAAAAAAAGAAGAUUUCAAGAGGAACACAAAGGACCAGAUGCCGUUCUGGCAUUUUGCCUCGCCAGAGGAUUCAAAUGAUCACGACGACGGUUUGAGCUAGCUAUUUAACCUACGAGUAAACAUGGCAGAUUUCAGUUGGCGUCAUUUUAACCAAUUUAACCAAGAGGAUUGUGACACAGGCUGUCGUUUAUGAAAGGACCAAGGCCUCGCUUCUAACCCAUCCACAGGUUGUCUUACAGUUAUUGUGUUUACUGAAUGGUUUACUUUUGCCGUCAUAUUUGAACUUGGUCAAUUAAAAAAAAAAAAUCACGUCUUUUAA
This is a messenger RNA of Mugil cephalus (flathead mullet), 1777 nucleotides long. It is a transcript of the gene agk, whose product is annotated as acylglycerol kinase. The coding region runs from base 146 to 1414 and encodes 422 amino acids. The record is from RefSeq and is a predicted model, not a curated record. The transcript is spliced from 14 exons. Gene Ontology annotation, biological process: ceramide biosynthetic process; protein insertion into mitochondrial inner membrane. Gene Ontology annotation, molecular function: acylglycerol kinase activity; ceramide kinase activity; ATP-dependent diacylglycerol kinase activity. Gene Ontology annotation, cellular component: mitochondrion; TIM22 mitochondrial import inner membrane insertion complex. NCBI's taxonomy places the organism in Eukaryota, Metazoa, Chordata, Actinopteri, Mugiliformes, Mugilidae.